Messenger RNA from Nestor notabilis (Kea), 1878 nucleotides. RefSeq names its product histone deacetylase 10-like. The record is from RefSeq and is a predicted model, not a curated record. Lineage: Eukaryota; Metazoa; Chordata; Aves; Psittaciformes; Psittacidae. Gene Ontology annotation, molecular function: histone deacetylase activity. Gene Ontology annotation, cellular component: histone deacetylase complex. Gene Ontology annotation, biological process: chromatin organization.
AUGGCUUCGGGAACAGCACUGAUUUAUGAUGAGGAGAUGACCACUCACAAGCUACUUUGGAGUGAUCCUGUUUGUGAUAUUGAAGUGCCAGAAAGGCUGUCCUCCUCCUAUGAGCAGCUUAAGUGUUACCAUUUGGUGGAAAGAUGUGUCCAUGUGCCUGCCAGAGAAGGAAGCGAGGAGGAGAUCCUCUUAGUUCACAGUUCAGAACAUUUGGAAGUGGCAAAAAGCACCCAAACAAUGAAUGAAGAGGAACUGAAAAAAGUCUCUGGAAAUUAUGAUGCUUUCUUCUUUCAUCCGAACACUUACCGCUGUGCCAGACUAGCGGUAGGAGCGACUUUGCAGCUGGUGGAUGCUGUGAUGUCAGGAAUAGUGUGCAAUGGAAUGGCAUUAGUAAGACCUCCAGGUCACCACAGCCAGAGAAAUGCAGCUAAUGGAUUCUGUUUGUUCAACAAUGUUGCUAUUGCAGCAGAACAUGCAAAACUGAAAUAUGGUCUACAGAGAAUCCUAAUUGUUGACUGGGAUGUGCACCAUGGGCAAGGAACUCAGUAUAUAUUUGAAGAGGAUCCAAGUGUUUUGUAUUUUUCCUGGCAUCGCUAUGAACAUCAGGAAUUCUGGCCAUCGCUCAAAGAAUCUGAUUAUGAUGCUGUGGGUCUCGGAAAAGGAAAAGGUUUUAACAUAAAUUUGCCUUGGAAUAAGGUUGGGAUGGGAAAUUCAGAUUAUCUUGCUGCAUUUUUCCAUGUGUUGCUUCCAAUGGCCUUUGAGUUUGAUCCUGAAUUGGUCAUUGUCUCCUCUGGAUAUGAUUCUGGAAUUGGUGACCCUGAAGGUCAGAUGAAUGCCACUCCCGAGGUUUUUGCCCACCUUACCCAUUUCCUGAUGCAGUUGGCUAAUGGCAAGUUGUGUGUCAUCCUAGAGGGUGGAUACCACUUAAAGUCAUUGUCUGAAUCCGUCUGCAUGACUGUGAAAACUUUGCUUGGAGAUCCUGUACUUCAAAUAACUGGAGAAAUGGCACCUUGCCUAAGUGCUGUUGAAUCUAUUCAAAAUGUGAGAGCAGCACAUAAACCUUACUGGAAGUGGUUGAUGUAUGAAGUGCCUCCCAUCAAAACAGCAACAACAAUUGACUCUAAAGAUUCAGCACAUUUGCUCCCUGGACCUGUUCAUUUGGUGAAGGAAAUGGACAAAACUGAAACAAAAGCUCUUGUCAGCGGCUUUUACACAGACCUUGUGAAAGAGGACAAAACUCUCAUCUCUCUUGGCAGUGUGUUGGCUGUCCUAGAUAAAAUACUUAAGAAGGAGGUAUGCAAUGGAAUUGCAGUAUCCCCCACUGCUGAGUCUGUUGCUGUUGCACUAAGACAUUCUGUUCGGUUUGGAUUUCAAAGAGUGCUUUGUAUAUUUGUUGGAGACGUGCAAAUCAUACCGAACACAGAAGAUGGAAAAAUACUCAUGAUACAUAUUUGUGAGAAAGAGCAGUCUGGAAAGCCCAGCUCCAAACACUAUAUUUCUCUAAACUGGAAAGAGGAUGCCAAAGGAAAUGACUUCUUCUCUGCUGUACUUGGAGUCAUUCUUCCUGUAGCAUACAGUUACCAACCGAACUUGACAGUAAUAGCUGUUGGACCAAACAGGAGCCUUGGAAUAAGUGGGAUAUCUCUGCUUUUUGCUUUGCUACAAGGAUUAGCUGAGUCUCGCAUUUUUGCAGUGAUCGAGGAUACGGAGAUAAACUUAAUACAAAGUGUAGCCAAAGCAUUAGCAGGUACUUCUACGCCUCACUUUGGAGUUUUUGUACCUCCUACCCAGGAAAAAGUAAAUAAAAUAAAAAUAUUAAGUUUUCAGGAAUGGAAAAUGCUUCAGUGUUCAGUGAAGGAUGGGAUUUCAAGAAAUUGA